Molecule: messenger RNA, 548 nt
Organism: Racocetra persica
Lineage: Eukaryota; Fungi; Glomeromycota; Glomeromycetes; Diversisporales; Gigasporaceae
Source: the annotation of a GenBank genome assembly
GAUGAAGAGGAAUGGUGGAAGGAUAUAGAUUUAUCUUUCUUAUUGAAAGGAAAAGAAGGGAUUGUAAACCAAUUUAUAGAAUUUGUGAGACCUCCUGUCCGAGAGUUUGGUGACGACGUUAAACAUAAAGUCAGUAUCCGACUACCUGAACAUGUUAAACACAAGUUGAGUGAAAAAAUUGGAUUUUUUUCUAAAAAUCGAGAUCGAGAGGUGACGGAUCGCGGAAUUCACUUAAAUCAUUUACGUGAAGGAAGAUUUGGACAACUAUUGAAUAAAUUUGCCACAAAGGAAGAAGAUUUCAUCUCUAAAACGUUUGACAAGAUGUUUCAUAGACUUCCAGAGAAAAUUAUAGAAUUUUUGGAACCGCGUGUUAAAGAGUUUGAGGAAAAAUUGUUGGAACUUUUGCAUGUGGAAUUGCGUGAAAAUAUAUUUAAAGAGGACAAAUUCAAAGGGACAAUAAAAGCAAUAUUAAGUGGAGAUAUGAAUAGAGAUGGAAAAAAUGAUUUUAUGCAAGCAAUAGAAUCAUUGUUUCAUCAUAAGCAUAAAUA